GGGUUACUGUGAAUUCUGAGGCGACGGAAGUUUUGUUUUUACACGGCCCUUGAUAGUUGCACCGAAUGUGCGUCUUUCAUAUUUGUGUCUGUAUGUAUAUUUAUGAAUCUUUAGAAAAGUUUUAACGUUGUUCCCUUUACGUGGAUUGGACGUUUACCUUUGUUUCCAUCAAGGGAUCUUCCCAUUGUCAUCCUGGCGUUGGUGUGUCUGGACGGUGUUUAUCUCCCAAAGCAGGAGAAUGACUUUGUCAACCAAGUCUCAGACGAGCUGGAUCAAUUCCAGCGGGAAGGCAGUGAGAAAAAAGUUCUGGUAUUUCCUCCCAUGGACAGCCGGCUGAGGUAUUUGAUCCACAGAACCACUGAAUACUUCAAGUCACUUACCAGCUUUUCUGUGGGGGAAGAAGGUGACAGGAGAACCAUUGUUUGCCAUCCUGAUAUAAGGCUUCCUCCUCCACCAGAAGAGAGUGAAAAUGUGUCAUGUGACCGUGGAGCUUCAAGACUCAGUGAUUCAGCUGGAGCCAGGUAUCACACUGUCAAAUUACCAGGACGUUUAGGAACACCAACCACCACUACCACAGCCAGCAAGCAAAUUACCGAAGCUGACAGAUCUAGGAAGAAAAUGAAAAGACCAGAUCAGCCUUUGUAUGUCCCAAAAGCACUACGUCAGAAAUUAGAUUCAGAGACCGUACAGGUAGAUGGGGCUAAGAAAGAGACACCCACAUUAUUGCCCAGGAGGGAAGGCCACCACCCAGUCAUAAGUGCAACAUCUGAGAAAGCAUCUGGGAUCAUCUAUGGUUCCAUUUCAACCACAAAGUAUUCUUCUACAGCUUUGAGUGAAAUGGACUUGGACAGUGAAAAGCAGCAGAAUAAAAACUGUGUUGUAGCAAGGAAAGAUGAUAUUUUACUUGAGAAAGAAAGCAUGUUGGAUGAUGAGAGAAAAACUGAGGAUUCUGUAGGCUGUGAAGAUGAGAGUGCUUCAUCCAUUUUAGAAAGUAAUGAAAUGAAAGAAGCUACUGCAGGUCAAACUGCAGGUAAUGUUGUCUCCAUGGACGUGGAAGAACAGGGUAUUAGGAAUUCACAGAAAAAGGACAAUGACACAAAUCUCAAUAAGAGUGAAGCAGAUCACAUUGAUACUAAAUGCAGCAGUCAUCUAAAACAGGAGAUUGCUGCUAACUUGAAGGUGAAGGAUGCUGCCGUUUUGCAUACACAGCUUGAUUAUUCCAGUUACGUUAAUAUUUCAAUAGAAGAAUGUGAAUUUGGCCACUUCAUUGAAAUCUAUGACUUUGAGCCUGAAUCAAAAACGGAGGAUCUAAUGGAAUAUUUUGUUCAGUUCCAAGAUGAAGGAUUUGAACUACACUGGGUGGAUGAGACUCAUGCCCUGGGAAUGUUCCCUACUGAGUCUGCAGCACAAGAGGCUCUAUCAAUGACAUGCCCGUCACUGAAGAUACGUCCACUUUCUGCAGCAACAUGGCAAACAAAACUAAAGGCAAAGAGCUUGGCAGAAUAUUUACAACCAUCAAAAGAUAGACUUCGUAUGGACUCAAGACCACAUAUGGAUUCUGCUGUGGCAAAGAGGUUACUGUCAAGAGCACUAGGUAUAGAGACGAGAGAGAAAAGGCCUAGAAACAACAUGGUAGCCAUCAAUAAUCAAAACAGCUGAACCAAGGCGAUGAAAGUGAAAGAUUUAUGAAGCCUUUGAACUUCAUUAGAAGAAUGUUGUUGCAUUUUUGUUUUAAUUGUAACUUAAAUAGUCAGUAUAAGAUACCAGAUAAGCUUUUUUCCAGCAUACUGCGAGGGAAACAGAUUGUAAAAUAAGCAUUUGUAUUAUAUUGUUUUAUAGUUGUGUGUGGUAACUUGUUUUUUUUAGGCCCAGGUCUCUGUGCCACCAGAAGUCUCCAUUCUGAAGGAGAAUUACUCCCCUGAAGCUUUCUGAAUCCUAUCAUGAUGGACUUGUGUUUGCAUGGACCUGAGGCCAGGUGUAAAAUCAAAAAUGAUUGCAGUGGGCAGCUUGUCAGGGGUUAAGGCCAGAGUAUUCCUGACCACUGUUUGUGGUUCACUCUACUUUUUUGUACCAUUGGAGGACACAUUAAAUAUGAAACUGCCAUACUCAUGUAUAUAAAAUGAAGCUAGUGUUCUCUGGUAGAAUAAUGUUUUUUAGGUACGAGCUAGAAAUUGCAGGUAUCCCUGUUUGGAAAGAAUUUGUUAUUGGAGCUUGUGUUGUUGUACCAAGUGUUCAACUAUACUUUUAUUUGUAAUAAAUGCCUGGUUUCAUCAUGG
This is a messenger RNA of Protopterus annectens (West African lungfish), 2276 nucleotides long. RefSeq names its product R3H domain and coiled-coil containing 1 (gene R3HCC1). Gene Ontology annotation, molecular function: nucleic acid binding. The coding region runs from base 322 to 1659 and encodes 445 amino acids. Lineage: Eukaryota; Metazoa; Chordata; Ceratodontiformes; Protopteridae. The record is from RefSeq and is a predicted model, not a curated record. The transcript has 9 exons.